AAAAACACCUCUAUGGUGCACUCCGCGCCAACGUGAGCUAAACAGUUUUGUAAUGAGCGUGCCACCAGCUCCAAUCUCACGGUCAGGCGUGAUGCAUCUGGCCAGAUAUUGCUGGCGUCACUAUAAAACUGCUCACUGGAUUCAUCAUGCCAUUUAGAGCACAUUUUUAUUGAUGACAUGUUUUGCAUAGGUGGUUCAUGAUCACAGCUAUUUCUCCACCAGUUUCCCAUGGCCUGGGAAGUGGGCAGGCUGUGAGCUGCGCGGCGGCCACCCUGCACAGGGCGGCGCCGCGCAGUCGUCUGAUGCUUGGCCCAGGGAGAGGUGCGUGUGCAGCUGUGUUGUGCUCAUUCAUUAACAGUGUAGUGUGAUGCUUUUUGGCUUGCUUCUAAGAUAAAAACAACAACAACACAAUGACAAUGUAAAAAGAAAUUCCAAAUACCGCAUAGACACGUUAGCGUGUGAGAUGGAUCAGAAGCUGUUGCAUCCAUGCCCAGCGUGUGUGGAGGUGAGGCACCAGCCCCAGCAGGCCAGCCCCCAGGUGUUGCGGGGGAUGUGAACACGCCGGGCGGUGAUCACGGCAGUCCAUUGUGCCCUGAUGGCGGUGAUCCGCUACCUGGUCUGGACGGUGUUGCUGGCGGCUCUCGCGAGGGCCACGACGGAGUGUCUGGACGAUCACCACUGCACGGUUGGGCUGAACCUUGGCCUGAUGAACCCUAACGAGACGCUGGGCUUCCUGGUGCCACAGCUGUGUUGUAGGGAGGUGCGGUACCCCUUCACCUUCCUGGCCCACUUCUUCAACAUCAGCGACUACACCGUAACCUUCCGCCUGCACGAGUACUACCUGCUCGACGUCGAGGUACGGGUGUGCCGAAGUGCUUUUUACGACACAUACGACGAUGACUACUACCACGCCGACGACGACGCCGUGCAGAGCUCUUGUGUGGACGACUACCCGUAUCGGUGCAUAACGAAUAGAGAGGUCCUCGCGGCGUCAAUCCUCCGCUACAGGACGUGGAGCGAGAGCGGCUACCUCAACAUUACCAUCCCCGUCAAGCCACGCCCGGUGCUUCAGGCUUUCGGUAACUUCACCCAGAGGCCCGCCUUCAAUAUUACAUACGAACGCCGACGACUUGGGGAGCCCGGACGUAUCGCUGACGAAGAAAACAUUGCCAACCUUGAUAUGUGCAGCUUCAAUGGCUACCCCGUGCUGACCCCUGUUGCCAAAGGAGAAAAACAUGUGUAUGUAUGUCAGUGUAACAACGACGCUAGUGGUGAAAAGUGCGAGUGGGGUGGAAGAUGUCAGCCUCACGACCUCACCAGCCCGUGCAGCGGCCAUGGCGAAUGCAGGUACUACAGAGGUGCUGUCAAAUGUACUUGUGAUGAGGACCACUUUGGAAACAGAUGUGAGCAUAAUGCGUCCAGUGCCCAGCCUUUCCAGCUAUCAGUCUGCAGGGAGAUGAACCUGGAGUGCAGCCACCUGUGUUCACUGGCUGGGCACCCACGCUGUCUGUGUCCCCCACACCUGGUGCUGCUCAACAAGACCCAUUGCACCCCUCGAGGUGAGCAGCUGGUGAACGUGACUGUGAAGCUUCUUGACGACCACCACCAUCACACCCUUGCAGAUCAGGUCUCAAAAAUACUUGAGAAAGUCUGCAUCAGUGUGAUGGAAGUCAGGUAUCACGAUAACAGCAAGGAGUUUCACUUCACAAUGAACAAGAAACAGCAAGACUUUCUCCCUGGCCUGAGUGACUGGAGCGCUGCACUCAACUCCUCUGUCACCAUCAACAUCACUAAGCAAGACAACAUAUGGCUUGGUCCACUCAACAAAACUGAGAGAGAUGGAAAGCUGAUGCUGCAGUGUACUGUCUUUGGAGCCUCUUUGCCCCUCAAUGUGUCCUGGUUCAUUGGGCAGCAUCAAAUAUACACCCUUGAAGUAAAUUCGUGUGAAGGAUCUAAAGUUGACAGUGUAAUAACAGUUGAGUUCAUGGAGCAGAGUCUCACCAAAUGCCCCAAUGACACCAGGUGUAUGGAUGACACCAGAACCUGCUUCAGUGAAACCAGCUGCACCAUGAAGCUAUUGGCAGACAAGUACAACCCUGACCUGGACAGGGGAGACUUCAGAGUGGUGGUCAGCCAAGGCGACACCAAUGCUGCACAAAGAGUGGUGGUGGAUUCAAACCCUCAGGCGGUGGUGAUGGUGACACCAUUCAGUGUGUCUAUGUACAAGAAUGGCAGCACCACUCUCCAUUGUACCAUCAGUGGAGACUGGAAAUGGAAUAAAGACUGUGAGAUCAAGUGGAUCUUCCCAGUGGACAGUGCUGUCUUUGUUGUGGAAACACCUAAGUGGAAUGUAUCACAUUUGAACAUCAACCACCUUAAACAGUCAAUCAGCGUUACUUGUGAAGUGACAUUUUGGGAAUUCUGUGACGACCGGAGAAGCAGGACACAGAGUGUGUGUGUGGCUCCUGGGUGCAACUCAGACAUGGCUGAUGUGUACUACCUUGAGACUGGGAUGCUACUCUGCCCUGAACAGAUGGAUGGCACUGUAUUUUGGCACACAACUCCAGUGGGCAAAACAGCCUUCGCUAACUGUUCUCAGGGGUUUGAAGGGGUCAGCAGAAGGGAAUGCAAGCAAGACUACAACAAUACUGCUGUCUGGGCUGAGGCAGAUUACUACGGAUGUGUUUAUCAACCUUUUCAUAACCUAAUACAAAGAACCCCGAUGCUCUACCUGAAGAAAGGCUUUCAUGUUGCCAUGGACCCCAACAUUAUCAUGGAGGAGCUGGGGCAGCUGUUUGGGGCAAGGGAAGAAAAGUUGAACCCUUGGGAACACACACUCAUCCAGGAACAAGUGAAGUAUUUGUUUAGGCUCAGCGCCCCUCCUGUGGACUCCCAGGUGUUCUUGGGUUUGCUUGACCAAAUCUGGAACAAAACAGCAAUAAAUGACACAUGGCAGCUGGAACCACUGAUAAGAAUGUACCUAAGUCUUGAGAUGGAUGUAAGAGGACCCAGUGAACUGGAUGACUUGUCUUUGUGGCGAACGGACAUCCCAGCCCAGCAGGAGGUGGCAAACAUCACCAUAGAAUAUUCUGAAGGACACCCAAAGAAGAGAUUGCACCUGAAAGUGGUGAUGCCACAAGGAGACAGAAAGAGGGUGCGUGUCGGUGCCUUUGUGUUCUUGGACCCGAAGAGAAUCCCUGUUGGGAGGAUGAACAACACUAACACUACCAGUGGAUGGGUGUUUGACCACAACCUGAGUGGCCCAGUGGUGGAGGUGGUGGUGAUGGUACCCACAGAGGAGAAUGUGACUGCGUUCACUGAAAACUUCACUUUGAACUGGUCCUACUUUGACCCAAAUGUUACUACAGACAGGAAUGAGAAAUGUGGUGGUGCUAAGGUGCCGACUUCAGUGGGUGAGCCUGUCUUGUGGAACCUGGGCAGGUGCAACACGCUGGGUGGCCAGACUCACAGGGGGAGGAGGGCCAUCAAAUGCCACUGUCAGGGCCCAGGGCUGUUUGCUGUCAUCAAGGUUCCAGAGAUGCAGACUUCUGAGUCCGCCCUGAAGAGGCCAUUGGUGGUGACUCUGACAUGCUGCAUAGUUGUCCUGGUGCUGGUGCUGUGUAUCUUGUGGCUGUCUUCAGUGCCACCUGUGCCUGCUUUUAGGCGAAGGUUUUUGUUGGGACAGUGUAAUGCUUGCAGCACAUUGCUCACUCAUCUGAAAAGCAGAAUAACUCACUGCAUACCUUGCUGUGCUGCAAAUCUUGAAAACACUGCAGAUCCGAAUGAUAAAGGAAUAACUAUUGAGCUCAUGGAGGGUCUACCUUCUUGUUCCAAAGGGUCCUCUAGAGAUAGUACUCUUAGAAGAAGAACUAUGGAACCCUGCCCAGACCCAUCUUCAUUAAGACUGAUUACAGAGGACAGGUGUCAAGUGUCACCUGAUACUAGAAGUGAGUGCAAAGAUUACCUGGACAUGAAUCAGCUACCCUUGGCAAACCACUGGUAUGGAAAUAUUUUUGGUCUUUCAGAAGCAGAACAAGUGAAAAGAUGGGGUUCAAAUUUCUUACUUGAAAGUGAGUAUCUAGAUGCAAGUGGCAUUCAACUCAUUCCUUUUGUCAAGGACAGUGAGUCAGACCCAGAUGAGAGCCAGAGUUGAAAGUUAAAAGAGUUGUCACUAAAGAAAGCUUUGGCACGUGGUACAAAUUAUUGUUGUGUGUGGCUUAAAGUCCCUUGUGUGUGUGUGUGUGAAUGUGUGAAUGUGUGUGUGUGUGUGUUUUUAUUGUUUGUUUAUAGGAAAUUCUAUUAAGUUUUAAUAGGUUUUGUUCUUUUGCUAGAAUAGGAACCUGUUCAUUUACUUACAGAUCUUCAGUACUCAACAAUAUUGUUAAGUGUUUAAGUUGAUAUUAUAUAAUUUUGUAGAAUGAAUAUCAAAGUUGUAAAGAAUUAUUUGUAUAAGGACAUUACAAAUAUAUGUACAAAUAGAUUCCAUAUAAGGCGUGUGGCUGUGCAUCCCUCAGAAAUGUGAGUGUGACAAAUACACCGAAGGAAAUUAUGUACAAAGGUAUAAGGAGAAACUGAAUCAUUUUUAAACAGUUUGGUUGAUUGCCCCAGACAGCCUUGUUGUGGAGGUUGAGUUGCUGGAAACAGAAGUUGUGUGUUCCUGGGCCACUUGCACCAGUGGGUGAGCUGUGUCUGUCGUGUAUGAUUGGAAAUGUGAUCUUUAUAAAUGAAAGGGGAGAGAUAUGUUGUUAUUUUGUGAUGAACAUUGAGUGUCCUGUAAAGGUAAAAUGGGAAGAUUUUUUCAUGUGUGUGUGUGGAAGAUUAUUUGAUCAACCAUUAUCAGGGUGCUGUAAAUGGAGUGCAUUGAGUUGGUUUUCUCUGUUAUGUGUCUGAAGUGAGUGACUAAUAUUUAUUCAACAGUUGAUGUUAUAAAUAGAGGUGACAGAAUACUCCAUUCUUUGUUGAUUUUUUUUUUUUUUUUUUUUUUUUUUAUUGAAUAUCCUAAACACAUUGUAUGUGUUUAUCAUUUUGUUAGCUUUUUUUUAUAGUAUGCAUGUUUAUGAGUUGGAAUAACAUCAUAAAAAUCAGGAAAAAAAAUGAGCAUUAAACAAAGACCAUUGAGCUAUAAGGGCAAAAGAAUGUUGAUAUAUUUUUUUAUUGCUUGUCUUCAUCUUUACUUUAUGUUUGGUUAAAUCUUUUGACAAGAAUGAACAUAACAGAUGGGAGACGUGGUAUUACACGUUUUCUUUUUCCUCAUGAUAAUUAUACAGUUGAGAUAAAUGAGGAAACAAAAGCUGGACAGAGCAUGGCUAAGGUAGGAUUAUAAGUUGUGUGGUAGUUGAAGAAGAAUGGUUUGGUUGCACAAAGAAGAUAAGUACAACAAAAAUGGUGAUGGAAUUAUAUGAAUAGAUUGUGGAAUAUCAGUCACAUGAUGAGGUGAAUUAUGGGCAUUAUAUAAUUAGAUUAGAUGUGAAAUAUGCUUCAAUAGCAUGGUGGCAGACAUGAUUAUGAUCAUGGCAAUAGUAGCAGGAAUGCAUAAAUAAGUGGUGGAAGAAGAUAAAGAAAAGGAUCUCUACAGUGGUAUGAGCAGAUGGCAGGACUAUUUUUUUGGAACCAUUUAAUGUAUUUUGUGCAGGCAAAUAGUACUUCUCUGCACCUAAUUAAAGAUUCAUUACUCUUAAUUUAAAUUAAAUCAUCAGAUAUAAUAUAUUUGCAGUGUUAUUCAUAAAUUCUUUGAGAUUUAUUAUUUAAGAGAUGUAAGAUGAAGCUUUCAACAUCUCAUGUGAUUUAUUACAGGAGGAAAAGAUCAUUUUCAUGGCCUUACAAUGAAUAGCUUUGUUAUGUCUUAACCAAAUAAGAUGACAAAAAAUUCCCUUCAUUUUACUUAUUUAGGCUGGUAGACAGCAGUGCAAACUUUGAAGUCUCAUCUCAUUUAUUUCAUUGUCUUAUUGUUGCCCUAUUAAUUUCAUUGUCAAACUUCCUGUGGCUCUGUUUAAACUCAUUCCAUUUGUAACUAGUCAGUGAAUAACAUAACAUUCAAAGUAGAUUUGCAGUUUUGCAUCUUCAUAUGUUUUAAGAAAUUUGCCUGACAUGUUAAGCUAAUAGGCUAAUAUUAGUUUUUUUUUUUCUGAUAUGGUUUUCUUUCUUCCAGUAUAGACUAAACUUUGAUGCAGUACAUGAAAUAAUUACUAGGAGUUUAAUGUCUCAGCUCUGUCACAUGUAUUUAGUUGUAGUAUUUUCUGAUCCAGAUCUGCUCUUGGCUGUACAGUAAUACAUUAUGUCACCCAGUAAUAUAUUACAAGCUUUUGAAGUGUAACAUCUAAAGCAUUAUUACUGAUGUUUGUGCAGAUCAUUGACAGUACAAUUUCCGUUGUUACAUACACUUUCACAGUUAUCAUGAAUAGUUUAAACAGUGAAAUCCCAAUAGUAAAUGCUGAGGUACCAUUGUAAGUCAUCUUUUUCUUUUAUGGAACCAUUGGUGGUGUCAAUGAUUGUGUUGGAAUAAAGUGUAUUGAAUAGAAAUGUUUGUCUAACAAGUGUCAUUAUGUCAUCAGUCUUUAUAAAUCCUCAUUGUAAUUCUUUAAUCUGGCUGACUCCAGAGUUAUUUUUACUUGUAGCAUGGUUUUUGAGUAUCUUAGCAUUAAUUUUACCUGUAUGUGGAAUAAUAAUGUAUGUAUUUAUGUGAAGAUUAAAUAAAUAUUUUAACUCUUCAGGGUUCUUGGUAUUAAGGGAAAUUGUGAAAACAUUGUAAUGGUCUAUAAUGGCUGAUCAAAGUAUGAACGCUGUGAAUAUGCAGGAAUCUGAAUGGAAGAUUUGGAAUGUCUAGCAUGAAAAAAGAAAAUUACAAAAGAUUGAAGAACAGUGCAAACAUGGAGGUUCAUGAUGGUGUAAGAAAAAAAUAUGUUCAAAACUAGAAUCACAUGUUUGGUUGAGUGACAAUUAUGCCACUACAUUGACUACAAGAUGGUACUGCCCUCCAAUCAAUAUUGCUCCCUAAAAUUUUGAGAUUUAUGAUACUACACAAACACACCUACCCAGCAUUGACAGACCUGCUCUUAUAGUUGAACCCCCAGAUAUUGCAAUACCUGCCUCAAGGUUGGCCACACACACUUGAAUGUCCACCUACACCAAUUCAAGACCUACACUGUCCAUGGUGCCCCCCACAUCCUGACAUACCAGAACACCUCCUCCUGCACUGCACAAGAUUCCGCUAUCUACACCACCUUCAAAGCCUCCCUGACCAAGUUUCAUAUUCACAGACUAACAGUAGGAGACCAAAUGGGCAAUGACUCUCUCAAUCCUGGCAUCGCCUUCAAGCAAAUAAAUGUCUAGCCCCACUGAACAAGUACAUCAUCACAUCACCCUUGAGCAACCUGCACCUUUGGGGCAGCCGUGGAUCCUUUGUCUUCCCAGUCUUGUAAUACACUGAAGAAAAGGGAAAAAGAGAGAUCAUGGAGCCCCAGAGGAGGUUGAGGAUGUAGGUUUGGGGAGGGUAUGUGAAGGAAGGCACAAGGCCUCUGACGGUUAAGUUUCAGACACAAAGCAAGCAUGGUUAAUGACAUAAUGGUAGUAACUUGGAAACCAGCAGGCAGGGAGGGAUUCAUUUAGGAAUGCAACCCAGUCAAACAGUGAGGUUUCCUGUAAUGUAUCUCUGAGGAUCAAGAUAGUAAGAAUUCAGAAGUGAAUUUUUGUUACAUUCAGGUUGAUAGGUGAUCAUCAGGACAGCCUGUGGGUUGUCUUUGGCCACUUGAUGAUGGCUGAAAAGUGUCAGCAAGACUUGAAUGUGGGUCUCAGGAUCAACACACUAGCAUGGGGACCACUCAGCCUAUGCCUCCCCAUAAUUUCACAUUCUUGGACUCAAUCCCAUAGUAUUCCAGGUGGUGAAUAAAACACUACCUUUAAAAAACACUUGUACAUUUAUUUUGAGAUAAAAAGUAAUGGCUCAUUCUUUCCCUUAAUAGCUCUCAAUUUUUUUAUGAACGACUGAAUUCUUUGGCUUUUGUACUAAUGAAAAAUGAACUGCUAUUUCAUUAUAAAAAAAAAAAAAAAAAUGGAUGAAGGGCAAAUAUAAAUUAUAGCUAACAUGAUACUUGUCUAUCCUCAAAAUCCCUAAAUAGUGUUGGCUAAAGAAAAAAAUAAAGUGGUGAAGCAGCUUAACUCACAUUCAUAUCAGGAAACAUUCACCACCUGUGACACAUGAGAACACACACAUCAAGUUCAUAUCCAUCACCACAACUCACAUCAACCUCUAUUUAUUCCUUAUAAUGACAAGUUGAGAAAAAUAAUUAUACUCCGAGACCUUUAUAAACUGGUUACUGAGCUAAUGGAAUGAACCCCUCAAUUAUCUCUCUCUCUCUCUCUCUCUCUCUCUCUCUCUCUCUCUCUCUCUCUCUCUCUCUCUCUCUCUCUCUCUCUCUCUCU
Eriocheir sinensis (Chinese mitten crab) is the source of this 8418-nucleotide messenger RNA. RefSeq lists its product as uncharacterized. The record is from RefSeq and is a predicted model, not a curated record. Gene Ontology annotation, cellular component: membrane. The transcript has 20 exons. Lineage: Eukaryota; Metazoa; Arthropoda; Malacostraca; Decapoda; Varunidae. Gene Ontology annotation, molecular function: G protein-coupled receptor activity. The coding region runs from base 596 to 4153 and encodes 1185 amino acids.